Molecule: messenger RNA, 2157 nt
Organism: Aspergillus ruber CBS 135680
Lineage: Eukaryota; Fungi; Ascomycota; Eurotiomycetes; Eurotiales; Aspergillaceae
Product: MKT1 family protein
Exons: 8
Biological process (GO): mismatch repair; DNA double-strand break processing; DNA recombination
Cellular component (GO): nucleus
Molecular function (GO): 5'-flap endonuclease activity; 5'-3' DNA exonuclease activity
Source: RefSeq, a predicted model, not a curated record
GUCCGUGCCUUGGAUGAAUGGGCCUCUACCCGCCUGCAGUCUCUUCCCCUCUCUGCCCUCAAAGGGGCCGUGGUCGGUAUCGAUGCGUCGCACUACAUCACCCAACACCUCCUCCACCAGUCCACCCGCGAACCUCUCCUGAUCGCACUGGGCGGUUUCCCAUUCGCGCUAAAGAACAACAUCGAGCGGGAGCUACAGGUCUUCAAGAAUUUGGGUCUGGCUUGUGUUUUUGUUUUCAAUGGCCUCGAGUUUGGCAAGAAGGACCGGCGACCCCACGUGCGACCUGAGUCGGUACGGGCUUUUGAGCAGGCCUGGGAUCUCUAUGAUCAGCAGCAGGCGGAUCAGGUUGUGGAUGCAUUUAGCUCUGCUGGUACACCCCCCCCGGUGAACUUCUACAAGUUCUUGCAACGGAUUCUCCUUCAGAAUGGAGUGGACUUUAUUGUUGCUCCGUAUAGUGCUGCGGCUCAGCUUGCCUACCUCACCAGCGGCCCGAACCCCCUCGUCGAUGCAGUCUUUGGACCUUCCGAAAUCCUCCUGUUCGAUGUCGACAAGCUGAUUACACGGAUUGACUCCGAGCCGGCGCAGUUUUUCUGGAUCACAAAACAAACUUGCCAGGAGGAGUUGGGCAAGUUAACAAAUGACCAGUUCUUGGACUUCUGUCUUCUUCUGGGCUCAUCUUUCCUGCCAACGUUCCCCGUGUUUGAGACCCAACCUUUUCCGGCCAAGGGGCCCACCGUCCGCGAUGCUUUGCCCAUGUUCAACGUUGCCGGGAGGAGCGCCCUCGCUCUCUGCGCCCAAUUUGAAGAAGACCGCCGCGUGCAAGAUGUUCAGUACACGGACCUUUACAAACGGGCUUACAUGACGGUGAAGCACCAUGUGUUUAUCGAUGUGGAUGGGAAGGUUGCACCAAUGAAUCCGGACAAUACCUCUAAUGAUAUGCAUGAAAUAAUCGGGCAGCGACUUCCUGAGGAGCUGUACUUUUACCUCUCCAAGGGGAUUCUGGGGGCUGAUAUCCCGAACACCUUGACCUCCAGUGAAGUUUUGGUCUCCUUGCCUCUGGGCGUGGAGGACACUCCAAUUUAUCGCCAGGUCGUAGGUGACACUCUUACGCCCAUCAGGGCUCAGGCAAUCUCUUUGGUGGCAAACACUCUGCACCGUUUCUACCAGACUAAGGUUAUUAAUGUGCGCACUUGGUUCGACGAAAACUCGGACCGCUCGAUUAAUCUGAAGAACCUCUCCGUUAAGGACACCAUCAGAUCGUGGAAAAUUAACAACGAGCAGCUUCCAGAGAAGCUCAAGGAAUUGCCGGAGUCUGCUGGGCCAUUUAGAUUCGCUGUCCAAAGCUUGAAGGAUAAAGAAUUUGUACCCAAAUCCUUUGCAGGAAAAGAUUCGCCGGCAUUAUCUUCGCAAGACGAGGUUCUUUCGAAUGUUUACUGGCGAUUCCUACAGCUUCGGGGUUAUAUUAACGAGAAACAUGAACUCACUCCCUGGGGUGAGGGUCUCGAACAAGCACUCUCAGCCUUAGACCCGGCGGACAACCUUGAAGAGUCUACUUUCCUUGCUAUUGAGAUGGCCCGUCUUGGUCUCCUGAAUACAAAGCAGUGGUUUUCGCAUCUCUCUGGUGGUCCUAUGAGAGGGUCAGAUGACGACAAGACAUUUAACCUCCUUGUUUCCCGUGUUGCGUGUGUCGGCAAACUACAACAUAAGCCCAUUGGAUACUCUGGACCUUUAAGCAGGCAACUUCUCUGCUACCGUUCUUUAGUUUCCCAAGUCCGCUCCACGCUCCGUAUCCUGAUUGAGGCAAUUCUGGCCGAACUGUUCCUCAGCGGUGAUGCGGACCGUGACCGUGAGGACUGGUCGGAAAUGACUCUCAAGCUCCCCUUUAUCAACGACAAUGACUGCGGUCUCGGAAUCGCUGCUCGGACAUACUUGGACGAUCUGCCAGCUCAGACUAACCCAACCUCGCCAGAGGCUCGGGCAGAGACGAAGGCGAAGGGCAAGGCCUGGUUCCAGCACAGCGACAGCUUUAGUGGGAACUUAGACCUGGCGUUCAAAUUGUGGGAUGCGGUUUACAAGGCAACCCAGAGUGCUGGUAAGGAGGCCAAGGAUGCAAAGACAUGGGACAACACCAAUGCGUGGUUGGCUGGAAGACGGUGA